UGUGACCUAACACGUCCUCCAGAUCAAGGCUGGUGAGCUAGGUCGUGUGUCUUCUGCCGGUGUUGUCCUUGCGAAUUUUAGGACUAAAAUCAUGGUUUUCGAAAAAAAAAUGAUAAUGUAUGGGGAGCCUGAUGAUGAGGAGGAAGAGGCACCGGCAGAGGAGGAGGAGGAGGAAGAAGACAUGGUGGAUCCCUUAGAAACAAUACGGGCAAAGUGUGAGGCAUCAGAGCACUGCGCCCACACAAGGGAGAGGCUGGAGGCCUGCACGGCCAGAGUGGGCUCAAGAUCACACACUGAGGAGGAAUGCACAGAGGAGCUCUUCGACUUCCUACAUGCACGGGACCACUGUGUAGCGCACAAACUCUUCCACAGUGUCAAAUGAACCUCUUCUCAAUUAUCUUGUCAAUUCCAGUAGUUUAUUGCAGCUGUGGAAUAUAUUUAAAUACUACAGAUGUGCAGUGUCAGGGAAGGCUUGAGACCACAGCCUGUGUUGUAUCUAUGAAUGUUAAUAAAUUACAUAUCUUGUUAA
This is a messenger RNA of Coregonus clupeaformis (lake whitefish), 529 nucleotides long. Its product is annotated as cytochrome b-c1 complex subunit 6, mitochondrial. The coding region runs from base 92 to 382 and encodes 96 amino acids. The transcript has 4 exons. Lineage: Eukaryota; Metazoa; Chordata; Actinopteri; Salmoniformes; Salmonidae. Gene Ontology annotation, biological process: mitochondrial electron transport, ubiquinol to cytochrome c. The record is from RefSeq and is a predicted model, not a curated record.